GCUAUGGCGACAAUGGGUAUCCAAGGAGCGAGAUUUUAGGGUUAGGGCCAGCUUCAUCGCUUGCUGCUUCCAAGCUGGACGCCGCCCGGGGCCGCGGAGCUCUGUGAUCCGCUCGAUCAUCGGAUUCUAGCGACUGAAGAGAUGGGGACGGGCGCUCCUCAAAACUUUGACAUCCAGAAUUUCUUCAAGAGCUCAUCGCCGUCACCGGCUUCCAGCACAGGUUCUCCGUAUCAUCCUUACCCCUUCCCUCCACAGAGCACUUAUCCUCCUCCAGUAUCGUCCUCGCCAGCGCCUUCUUUCCCAUUCCCAGCGCCAUACUCUUUCAUGCAUUAUCCCGCCCAGGACGCUCGCCCAGCUCCUCCUUUCAUCCAGCCUCAAGCUCCUUUCAGCCAAUCGAUUGUCUCUCCACUGCCCCAACAAUCUUCCUCACAGCCAUCCGUGUCGAGCCCGCCCUUGGAUGGAGCAAGGCUUAUGGCUCUCCUCACCACACAGUCCACGGGAGAUCUUCGCAGCGAAGCUCCUCUCUUGAGCCAUCCAUCGUCCUUGGAGCUUCCACCAGCUGCUGUGACUACUACCACUACUGUUACUUCUUCCUCGUCUUCCAAUACAGCUCCCAGUGCCAUUGAAACCUCCGAGGCUCCUCCAGCGAUAGCUCCAGCCUUGCCUUCGGCUCCUCCCGUGAGUAGUUUGGCUCCGCAAAGCAGGAUCUCGGGAAAAGCAGCAAAGGGACGAUUCUUGUCUGGAGAGCGAGCGGUGUAUGAUAUCGACAAUCGGGGUGAUACAGAAGAACAGCCUCAGCUCGAAGUUUCUACGAUCACUGUUUAUAGCUCCGAGCCUGCGUUGGUGGUGGGACGUCAGAUUGCCGUGAACAAGAGCUACAUCUGCUAUGGUCUCCGAGCUGGAAAAAUUCGUAUUCUAAACAUUAACACUGGGACACGUAACCUCUUCGCAGGCCAUACCCAAAGGGUACUGGAUAUGACUUUUUUGUCUAGUGAUACUCAUGUUCUAGCAAGUUCAAGCAUCGAAGGGCGGGUUUUUGCUCGGAGGAUAGUGGAAGAUGUUGGUGAAGAUGGGAAGAACUUACCGACCGAGCAGAUUCUAGCAGCAAUCCAUUUUGUUGGGGACUGGGAAUCUGCUCAACCACGCGUGUGUUGGCACUCACGCCAGGACUUUUUGAUAGUGGGCAUUGGAAAGUAUGUUUUGACUAUAGACCUCUCUAGGUUCAGAAAUACAACGUUUUCAGCUGAAGAGCCGAUACAGUGCAACGUGAAAACCCCCAUUGAUGGGGUUCGUGUCGUCGGCAACCAUGAGGACGAAGUCACUGGCCUCGCUGUCUAUCCCGGAAGUCAUCGUUUUGCUUCUUCGUCCAAAGAUGGAACGGUUCGUAUUUGGGGCGAUAAUCAACCGAUUGUACUCAAUCCCCACGGCACACUGACCGUCAAUUCGGUUGCAUUUUUGAGCUCUCCUCGACGUCAAGACCAAGUUGUCCUGCUAACUGCGGGACCACUGAACAAGGACCUGAAGCUUUGGGCUCCUAUUGAUGCGGUGAAUUGGAAAUGCAUACAAACUUUGGAGCUGAAAAGCUCUCUCGAAAAGAAGGUUGAGGAAGCCUUCUUCAACCAGAUGAUAAUAGUUCCUCGCGCCAACCUGAUUUUGCUAGCAAACGCAAAGAGGAAUGCUAUCUACGCGAUACACGUCGAGAUGGGAACAACGGCGUCUUUGGCCCGGAUGGACUAUUUAGCAGAGUUUUCUGUCAAAAUGCCGAUUCUGAGCUUUACGGCUACCAGCGACAGUCAACUGGAUGGUGACGGGGCCAUGCAAGUAUACUGCGUCCAGACGCAGGCUAUUCAGCAAUACUCGCUGAGCUUGUUUAUGUGCCUUCCUCCAGCAGAAGGGAAACCAGAUUCGGUACUUGAUUCCGGUUUCUCAGCAAGCAUUCAGGCAACGUCACCAAUGCAUACUCCAAAACCGAGCAUCGACAAGGAUUUCGCUGCUACGACUACGGAGAAAGGCAAGGGACACGUCGAUAGUAAGCCCAAGGAUAGUUAUAGUCAGGUGGCAGCUGCGGUGCCUUCCGACGCUGAUCAAAUCGAUAAAGCUGUUUUAUCGGAUGCCGUCUUGGACGUGACAGAGCCUGCGAAGAGGAGUGAGGAAAUUGAUGAGAAGGAAGACAAAAAGGAAGGUGUAAAGCCGUCAAAGCAGCCACAUUUGAUUACGCCAUCAGAGUUGAUGUCAAUGGUUGCUCGUUCGAAGACUGAAGUUCCCUUGAAAGCUGGAACGACAGGGGAUGAAGAAUUUGAUGCAAGAGCUGGUGGCGAUGACGAAGGUACAUAUGAGGCAAGGGUUUCUACUGCGCGAGGCUUCAUUGAGAAUACUGAUGAGAUCAUCGACGCGCUGGAGAGCGGCAAUCCGGAACUUGAAGCUGAAGCAGAUGCUCUCAUUCAGAAGUUCUCGCAACCAUCGAUGCAGCCAUCCUUUUCCGAACGGACAGAUGAGGCCGAACUCCCCGACGGAAGAAGUGUGGGAAUGCCUGUUGAGGAUCUAGGCGACCUGAAAGAAGUCUCCAAAAUCUCGGAAGGAAAUGCUGCAUCAGCUUCUCAGUCUCCAGCGGUUUUAAAAGGCAAGAAAAACAAGAACAAGGCUGUUGCGCCCGCAGUACAAGUUCCGUCAUCAAGUGCUGUUCUUCCUGAGGCGGAAACGAACGGGAUUUCUCCUUCUGAUAGUCUGCAAGACACUCUUAACCAGCUCUUGGCGAUGCAUAAGGAUUUGCAGAAGCAGCUGUCGGUCAUGAUAACUGUGCCUAUGACUAAAGAGGUGAAGCGCAUGGAGACAUCUCUGGGGCAACGGCUGGAAAAGAUUUUGAAAGCGAAUGUGGACGCGAUGUAUGCAAAGCUACAGGAAGAAAGCGUCAAACGAGAGAAAGCCGAGCGUGAGCGGUCUCAGCAGCUGACAACCACGCUGACAAACUGCAUAAACUCAACGAAGGAGGUGCCGACGGCAAUGGAGCGUAUUUUAAAGAAGGAACUGGCCGCCGUCGGGCCUGCCGUUGCUAAGCUGCUUUCUCAAUCAGUUGAGAAGGCAAUAGCGACUGCUUUGGCUGAAUCCUCACAGAACUUGAGUGAGAAAGCUGUAGCAAAUGUGGAGAAGGCAGUCACAACGAAGCUGGAUGCAUCUGUGGCCCGUCACUUGCAAUCUCAAUUCCAGACUACUGCCAAGCAGGCAUUACAGGAUGCAAUGCGGACCUGUUUCGAAGGAUCCGUUGUCCCAAGUUUCGAGCGCUCAUGUAGAGCUAUGUUUGAACAAGUUGAUGGAGCUUUCCAGAAAGGAAUGGCUGAGCACACUAGCCAUGCACAGCAGCAAGCUUCCGCAUCCCAUAAUGCUCUAGCAUCGAGCCUUCAGGACUCGGUGAAUAGCCUGGCUCAAACACUCAAGUCUGAGUUGGCUGAUGGCCAGAGAAAGCUUGCUGCUCUUGCGGAAACUCGCUAUCAGUUCCCUCUCAAACAAGCCAGCGGGACGCUCCCUGAUAAGGUGCUCUCUUUGCAGCAUGUCGAAGAGACGCUGGAUCCCACGAAAGAGCUCAGCAGGCUACUAUCUCAAGGGAAGCUGGAGGAAGCUUUCAACAAGGCUCUCUCACUCAGCGACGUCUCGGUCGUGUCGUGGCUUUGCAACCAGGUGGAUCCCGCGACAGUCUUCUCGUCCGCGACACCUCCACUGAGCCAAGGGGUGCUGCUCUCGCUCGUCCAGCAACUGGGCUGUGAUCUCGGCAAAGACACCGCUCGCAAGCUAACUUGGAUCCAAGGAGCAUCAGUGGCAUUGAAUCCAAGCGAUCCAGUUCUAGCGCCACACAUGAGAGCGUUCCUGGACCAGCUCUACCAGAACCUCCAUCGCCAAGUGAUGAUCACACCCGCUACCGGCGAGCUCGCAAACUCUCUCCGGCUCGUCAUCCACGUCGUGAACUCUCUCCUCUCUUCGUGCAAGUAAGUAUUACGUAAAGCUGUGCUAACUAACUGUAAUGUGUAUAGUUAGCUAAAGUCUGUUAUCGCCUUUAAUGUAAACGCUUUUAACUCUGUAUAAAA
Selaginella moellendorffii is the source of this 4076-nucleotide messenger RNA. RefSeq names its product enhancer of mRNA-decapping protein 4-like. Gene Ontology annotation, biological process: deadenylation-independent decapping of nuclear-transcribed mRNA. Gene Ontology annotation, cellular component: P-body. The transcript has 14 exons. Bases 142 to 3981 code for a protein of 1279 amino acids. Lineage: Eukaryota; Viridiplantae; Streptophyta; Lycopodiopsida; Selaginellales; Selaginellaceae. The record is from RefSeq and is a predicted model, not a curated record. Gene Ontology annotation, molecular function: protein binding.